Lampris incognitus (smalleye Pacific opah) is the source of this 1964-nucleotide messenger RNA. It is a transcript of the gene atp6ap2, whose product is annotated as ATPase H+ transporting accessory protein 2. The record is from RefSeq and is a predicted model, not a curated record. The transcript has 9 exons. NCBI's taxonomy places the organism in Eukaryota, Metazoa, Chordata, Actinopteri, Lampriformes, Lampridae. Gene Ontology annotation, cellular component: membrane; external side of plasma membrane. Gene Ontology annotation, molecular function: signaling receptor activity. Gene Ontology annotation, biological process: positive regulation of Wnt signaling pathway. The coding region runs from base 39 to 1127 and encodes 362 amino acids.
CGUACGGUCAGCUGAUCUCGGGGUCUGCGGUGAGGAAGAUGUCGCUGAAAAACAGUGGAAGGAUGGAGGUCGUAUUCGCUGUGGCGUUUGUUUUCUGUUUCGCUACCAAGGCGGGCGUUUGGGGGGACAACUUAACAGUGCUGCAAACUCCAGAGUUUGUGUCCUUCCAGAAAGGAGAAUGGCCAAUCUCCGGAGAGAAGAUCCCUGACCUGGUGGCUCUAACUAUGGGCUUCUCUAUUCAGGAGGAUCUAUCCUGGCCAGGUCUCCAAGCUGGGCCACUGUUCCAGCGUCCCAGAGCUAAUGUGCUGGUGGUGGUGAGGGGGGUUGACAGCCUGGCUCUGCCCCAGAGCGUGGCCUCCUACCCAAUGGAGAAUCCCGUGCCCUUCACUCUGGAUAGUGUUGCAGAGACGGUCCACACUCUGUUUGCUGAGGACACCCCUGUGGUGCUGCAGCUGGCCCCAAGUGAUGAGAGGCUCUAUAUGCUGGGCAAAGCCAAUGCUGUGUUUGAGGACCUGCCAGUCACCCUGCAGCAGAUCCGUGCUCGCCUGUCUCAAGAUGGCUCUGUGCUCACCUCCCUGCCCCUCAACUCGCUCAGCCGCAACGUGGAGGCUGAUUUGCUGUUCCUGUCUGAGGUUCAAGUGCUGCAUGACAUCACGGCCCUGCUGCAGAGACACAGGCAUCUAGCCAAGGACCACUCCCCGGACCUAUACUCCUUGGAGCUGUCUGGCAUGGAAGAGCUGCGUCUGCACUAUGGCGCAGACUCUCCUCAGUACAGCGACGCUGCUUCCAUUCUGGCCUCGAUUCUACAGAAGUUUGGAGAGGAUAUGUACAGUCUGUAUGGUAACAGUUCAGUUGUGGAGGUUGUCACCGUGAAGAGCUUUGAGUCCCCCUUGACCAGGAAGUCCCGAUCCAUCCUCGAAUCCAAACAGAUUAGUAACCCUGACAGCCCAUAUAACCUGGCCUACAAGUACAACUUCCACUAUUCUGUGAUCUUCAACAUUGUGCUGUGGUUGAUGAUUGCUCUGGCCCUUGCCGUCAUCGCCAUUGCAUACAACCUAUGGAACAUGGACCCGGGCUAUGACAGCAUCAUCUAUAGGAUGACUAAUCAGAAGAUCCGGAUGGACUGAUUCACGUCUUUCGUCACUCCAACCGUCCAAUUAGAUUCCCCACUUGUGAAUGUUUGUUGUUCUGUGUGGUUUCCCUUUUAAGUAAGAAAAGUGAAAAAAAAUGUGGGUGAUGGAGGGUAGGAAGACCAAUGAUCGAAUUCCUCUGGUCCCUACUUUACACCUGACAUAUUUAAGAAAAAAAAAAACCAUAAGUGAUUAGUAUCAUUACAAAAUGUGUAUUUUUUUAACACUUAAAGGGCACUAGGAGAUGGCUGGCAUUGUCAGUACCAGAGGGGCACAAAAACUGGGGGCUAAAGCUGCUCUGCAGUUUAGUGAGUUAGCAAGGUUAAUAUUUCAUAAUUCGGACCGGCGCAUGACGAUAUUGCUGUCUUGGUUCAAGGUGUAUUUCUCCUAAAAUUCCACCCUUCAGUCACAUUGCUUAGACCAUUCCUCGACCUAAUUUCUCACCGGUCAUGUUGUUGUUGUUGUUUUUUUUGGUUUUUUUUUCUCCCAGUGAUUGUAUUUUUGUGUGUGUAAGUGGUGAUCAAUGUAAUGCUCUGAGAAAGAAAGAAAAAUGUAUGUGUGGUUGUUGUGUUUGUCUUGCUACAUGAAACUGUUUUAAGUUAAAUAAAUCUGUGUAUAUACUGGAAAUAGAAAUACAAUUGUAUGAGAAACUGCUGUAUUGUUAUUGUGAGAAGACUUGUAUGAUGUUUAUGCCAGGACGGUUGCGCCUUCCAUGGAUUCUUAAUGAUAAAUACAUGUCGAUUGGAAUAAAACAUGAUAAGAUGUUUUGCUGAUCGGAUUGGACUGUCAAAUAAUACUAUGAUAAAACCUGCAAAAUGCAGAAUAAAUUAUUGA